This is a messenger RNA of Capsicum annuum, 1167 nucleotides long. Its product is annotated as protein TIC 22-like, chloroplastic. Gene Ontology annotation, cellular component: chloroplast. Gene Ontology annotation, biological process: protein transport. The record is from RefSeq and is a predicted model, not a curated record. The coding region runs from base 189 to 998 and encodes 269 amino acids. NCBI's taxonomy places the organism in Eukaryota, Viridiplantae, Streptophyta, Magnoliopsida, Solanales, Solanaceae. The transcript has 7 exons.
AGACAAUCUAUCUAAAUUUCAUACUCAUAAAACAUUCAAAUAAGCUCUUCCCCCACCCCACCUCGAAACCCCACAUCCCAGCCCACCCCACCCCAAAAUCUUUAGCCACUUUUAAAACCUCAAAAACCCUUCCAUCCAUUUCUUUUCUAAGUUCUCCCAAACAUAGAAAGAACAAGAAAAAAAACAUCAUGAAUUUCUUCAAACCCAAACAAACAUCACCAACAUCAUCAUCUUCAUCAAUACCCCCACACCAAAAUCUCCAACAAACUUUCAAGAAUCUUCAAACCCACUUCACCAAUUUCCUCCAAACCACUAUGCCCCAACUCAACCCCCUCAGCGCUUCACAAAAUUCACCUCCAUGGGCUAAAAUUGAUGUAAAAAAACAACCUUUAUCUACUGAAACCAUUGAAGAAAGGUUGGGUGGAGUACCUGUGUAUGCGCUUAGUAAUGCUUCUCAAGAAUUCGUGUUGGUUUCAGGUGUUAAGACUGGAAAAAGUCUUGGGUUGUUUUGCUUUAGUGAAGCUGAUGCUGGAGCUCUUCUUAAACAGAUGGAAUCUAUGGACCCUUCAAUGCGAAACGGCUCUCGAGUUGUUCCUGUUGCUCUGAAUAAGGUUUUCCAGCUCAAAGUUGAUGGAGUUGCUUUCAGGUUGAUACCAGAAGCAUCUCAAGUAAAGAAUGCGAUGAAGGAAAGGGAAAGGUCUGGAACGUCUGAUGAUAGCUUUUAUGGUGUUCCAGUUUUUCAGUCAAGGAGCUUAGUUCUGAAAAGCCAAAACAAGAGAUAUCGUCCUGUUUUCUUCAGGAAGGAGGACCUUGAGAAUUCACUAGUAAGAGCUUCUCAGCAGCAAGGGCGAUUGAAUCCUGCUUUGAAAGGAGAUAUCCAGGUUGCGGUUCUGGAAGAUAUAAUACAAGGAAUGAAGGAUACUUCGACAUCAAAGUGGGACGACGUUGUAUUUGUUCCUCCAGGUUUCGAUGUUUCAACAGAUCCCUCCCAGAAGUAACAGAGAUGUACACUUUAAUGCUAGAAAUUAGUUGAACCUAUAUCAGACCACCUAUAUGUAUUAGUGUCAUUUUUGAUAUCCUAUAUGUAUUUUGAAGACUUUGACUAUGCAUUAGGUCCUGUUAUAUAUUAUUAUUAGAGAAGAAUUAUACUCUUUUUAAGUCUUUAUA